Molecule: messenger RNA, 5279 nt
Organism: Ailuropoda melanoleuca (giant panda)
Lineage: Eukaryota; Metazoa; Chordata; Mammalia; Carnivora; Ursidae
Gene: PABIR1
Product: PP2A Aalpha (PPP2R1A) and B55A (PPP2R2A) interacting phosphatase regulator 1
Exons: 2
Coding region: 828-1691 (287 amino acids)
Molecular function (GO): protein serine/threonine phosphatase inhibitor activity
Source: RefSeq, a predicted model, not a curated record
CUCUCCUAGAGAGCAUGCGGCCAGAGAUGGGUUGAGUAUUAAAAAAAAAAAAAAAUGACAAAGGAUGUUAUGAAAAGAGAAGAACGACAGUCCUGGGUCAUAAGGGCUUACCCUGUGCCAGCCUUUAUACUUUUUGGCAGCAGGCAGCAGGCAGCAGGCUUUGCUCUCGCUGUUAAACCCGUGCUUGAAAACCUUCCGAGUUUUCAUUGUUCUCAGGAUAAAGGCCGGAAUCUGCCGGGGUCCACCACCUCACGUCAGGCCAGCCCUCACUCUCCACUGCAGGCCACACUGCCUCACUCACCUCCUGGUUCCCGCCUGCCACCACGCUGGUGGCCCUAGCUUCUUGCUUUCUGGACGGUUCACUACCCCGCACCCAUUUUGUCUCCUUCGGAUCUCAGGAUAUGGUCCCUUCCUCAGGGAAGCCCUCCCUGAUUAGGCCAAGCUCCACUCCCCUUCAUACAGUCCCAUAUCACCAACGGCCUCUGAGAGCUCUAGUUUUAUAAACGCAUACUUGGGAAUAUGGUAACCUUAUUAAUACGCGAACGGCGAGCUUGCAGCUCUAUAGCUAAUUGCGGAAGAAAUGGACGGAAUAGCCGCCCAACCACUCCUCGCCCCUCCCCCUAGGGUUGCGGGGCGGCUAUUACGCAUUAAGCAGGCGCCGCGGGGAGAGAAGUCUCACGGCGCCUGCGCGAGAGGGCACGCAUGCGCAAAAGGACGAGCCCGCUGACAGAUUCGCGGCGGCGGCGGCGGCGGUGGCCCUGGCCCUGGACUGCGGGGAAUGGGAGUCCUAGGUCUUUGAGCGCCGCCCCCGCCUCCCUGCCCCCGACAUGGCUCAGGAGAAGAUGGAGCUAGACCUGGAGUUGCCUCCGGGUACUGGCGGGAGCCCGACGGAGGGAGGCGGCAGUGGCGCCGGCGGGGGCCUCAGGAGGUCUAACAGCGCCCCCCUGAUCCACGGCCUCAGUGACACUUCGCCGGUGUUCCAGGCCGAGGCGCCAAGCGCCAGGCGGAACAGCACAACGUUCCCGAACCGCCACGGCCUGCUGCUGCCAGCCUCACCCGUCCGCAUGCACAGCAGCCGCUUGCACCAGAUCAAACAGGAGGAGGGCAUGGACUUGAUCAACCGAGAGACCGUCCACGAGCGCGAGGUGCAGAACGCAAUGCAGAUAAGCCACUCCUGGGAGGAAAGUUUCAGCCUGAGUGACAACGACGUGGAGAAGUCCGCCUCCCCGAAGCGCAUCGAUUUCAUUCCGGUGUCACCAGCACCGUCACCCACCCGGGGGAUUGGGAAGCAGUGUUUUUCACCAUCCUUGCAAAGUUUUGUGAGUAGCAAUGGAUUGCCUCCAAGUCCUAUUCCCAGCCCAACGACUCGAUUUACUACCCGGAGAAGCCAGAGUCCCAUCAAUUGCAUUAGACCAAGUGUUCUUGGACCAUUGAAAAGAAAAUGUGAAAUGGAAACUGAAUAUCAGCCAAAGAGAUUUUUCCAGGGCAUCACCAACAUGCUUUCUUCUGACGUUGCACAGCUGUCAGAUCCUGGUGUGUGUGUAUCGUCUGAUACCCUUGACGGAAACAGCAGCAGUGCCGGAUCUUCUUGUAACUCACCAGCGAAAGUCAGCACUACCACCGACUCUCCUGUGUCGCCUGCCCAAGCGGCUUCUCCAUUUAUUCCAGUAGAUGAACUUUCAUCGAAGUGAUUCACCCACCCAUCCCGAUACUCAUUUUUUGUUGUUGUUUUUGUUUUUGUUUUGCAAUGGAGAGAAAAAUCAAGUUGGAGCAAGCACUGAACUUUUUCAAUUAAUUUGAGGCUAUUUCCUAUUUGACCCUUUUCCUUUUUUUGGAAUUUCCUGAAAUGUUGUUACUCUAGAGAACUUUUAUGUCAGGUUCCUGCGGAUGCCCUUGAAUUCAGUGUAGUAAUAUUUUCAGACGUUUUCCAAUAAGUGUGUUGAAGCAUACGUCUUUAUGCUGCUAAUAUGUUUAAAUACAUAUGUUAUCCCUUGAUUUUUUAAAAUAAUUGAGAGCUCUAUUUAUUUAUGGGAUUAUUAAGUUCUGAUGCAAAUAUAAAUGUUGAAUUAAUCAGCAUAGUAAACUGAUGUUUUAAAAUUCCGUAUUUCAUGCCCACACUAAUUUUUAAUGUUAUUUUUCAGUGAUUGCUAAUUUCUAUUUGACAAAGAAUAACUUAGCUAUUUACAGCAAUUUUUAAAAAUAUGUUAGUUAUAACAUAUCGAUCCAGUGGUUGUCUAUUUUAUCCAGAAGUCCUUGGAUAUUUAAAUUUCUGGGUACACAAGUGGCUGGGAGGGGGAAUGAUAAAAGAACAAAAUAUAAAAGUUUGCAACAAAUCUUUUUAAAUUAACUAUGUAAAAGUAAACAUUUAAACACAUUUUCUAAUGAAAUUUUAAUAGUAAUUCUAAUAAGUCAUGCAAAUAUAACUACAGAAAAGUUUUAAAAAAUUUUUUUUUAAAACCAGAAAGUGCAUUCUCUUGGGUAGAAUCCUGAAGGGAAAUGGGACAGUGCCUUGCAGUCUUAGCCCACUGUACAUAGGCUGAGACCAGGUUCUUUGUACCACUGCAAACUUAAAAGUUUUUCAAAUGUAGAAAAUGUGGGAAGCCCUGUUGAACUUCACCAGAGCACCCAGGCAGAUAAAAGUCUCUCAAUCAUUGAUAUGCUUUAAAAUAUCCAAUUGUGCCUCAGUGAAAAUCCUUGCCAACAAGGAGCGAAAGCAACUUUUGGCUGCUUUUCUGCUCUGCCCAUCUGUCACCUUCCUGGUUUUCCCUGGCUCAGGAAGGAAGCAGCUGUUUCCUUGCCAACAGGUCCUUCCUCUCCACCUCCCACCAAACUAGGGCACCAUCGGUUAGACAGAGGUACAGUGUGACUUGGAUUUCUGACAGUGAACAACAACAGAACUGUGGAAUUGUUGCAGGAACCUGUGUAGUUAAAGCUACGGCUGGAGUUGACUGCCUUGGGGACGCCAGUUGAUUAAGGGUCAGUGACUUGCAAGAGAAAAUCAGUGGAGAGUCACAUAGGUAAAUCAUUAUUUAACUUAGGUUUUGUUAAAGGUAGAAUUGUGAAAUGUUCUUUUCUUUGCCUUUUACAACUAAGACAAAAUAUGAAAAUAUUUAAUAUCAAAUGUUUUUAUAUUAUACUUCCUAUAUCUUCCUUUACUAGGUAGAUAGAAAGAAUGGCAGACAAAAGGGGAAGGGGAAGAAAUAAAAGAGAGACCAAGACAAAAAGCUCGGGCUUUCUGAGUUACUGCUUACAGAGACUUUAACAAUUAUGUGGAAUUUUUACAACUAUGAGAAUAAAUGGAACUGGUCAACUUUUGAAAGUUGCCUUAAGAAUUCAAUGAAAUUAUGUCGAGGGUAAGAUUGUGUCCGUAGGCUGAAAAUUAUCUGUUCUGGGUAAUAGUUCACGCGCUCCAGUCUGACAUUGUUCCUCCAAUUCAAACCUGUAUAUCCAACUUCCUGUUGGGUACCUUGACCUGCUUCCAGAGGUGCUUUAACCUCAGCAUCUCCAAAACAAAAUUUAGUAUCUUCUCAUUGAACCUGUUCUUGAUUACCUAAAUUGAUGUCCUCACUAUCUGAUUUUCUAAACUAGAAACCAUGGGAAGUGUUUUUUACUUUCCCUUUUCCCUAUCACAUCCAGCAUAAUCACUAAGUCCUGUCUACUGAAGUGAAUCUCAGACCUCUCCCCUUUGUUUCUGUUGCCUCUGAUUAAACUUAGGUUCCAGCCUAAGUGAUCUCGCCCAUUUUCCCACCUCCCUUCUGACCUAGUCUUCACCCUGCUUCUAAAGUGAUCUUUCUGAAAUAUAAACUUGAUUGUUUUUUUCACCCUCCUGCUUGAGAACUUUCUGUGCUUCCCCAUUUCCCACAGCGUAGGGAAUGCUUUCUGUAGCCUGGCAUAUAGUAAGUUCCUUCACGAACUGGGCAUACUGUAAAACAGCUCUACAGCUCUGCUCAUCCUGUCCCAACAUACAUCCUUCCUUCUUACUCUGCAAACACUAGGCUACUUGAUAUUCUUUAAAUAUGCCAUGUACUUUCAUGUGUUUGUGCCUUUGGAUGGAUUGUUCCUUGCCCCGAAAAUGCCAUUCCUGUCCUUUUCAGCCAGGCAAAUGCUUUGUUUCUUUUUUAUUGCAUGUUAAUUUAACUAUGAAAGAAUGUAUACCUGCUGAUUAUAAAGUAUUUAAACAAUGCAGAUAUCUAUAUAGUAAAAAAUGAAAGUCUGCCUUUUACUAUGUAAAAUUCAUCUUCCCUUCCCAUUGGUAAUUUCUGUUAAUUCAGUAUAUAUUGUACAAGAUGUUUUACUUCUCAUUUCCAUGUAUAUAUGUAUAUAAAUUCAGGAAACCAACAUGUCCUUGAAAUCUCUCUUCCUUUUCUUUCUCCCAUAUCUUCCCCAAGUCUCAGUGAUUUUCUCUUCCGGAAUCUAUGACCUUGUUUUCAUUUCCACUGCCACCCUGACCCAGGCUACCAUUCAUUUCCCUCUGAGACUUCAAAGUAGCCUAAUUCCCACUUGUCCCUCUCACAUGCUCUGGUAGGCUGUCCAUUCAUUCUCCAUACAGUAACUUAAGUAAUCCUUUUAAAAUUGCAUAUCUGAUCCUUCCAUCGCCCAGCUUAAGGCUUCUCAUUUGCUUCCUAUUAUGUUUACAGUACACCAAAAUAUAUUCUGGGGGCGCCUGGGUGGCACAGCGGUUAAGCGUCUGCCUUCGGCUCAGGGCGUGAUCCCCGCGUUAUGGGAUCGAGCCCCACAUCAGGCUCCUCUGCUGAGAGCCUGCUUCUUCCACUCCCCCUGCUUGUGUUCCCUCUCUCGCUGGCUGUCUCUAUCUGUCAAAUAAAUAAAUAAAAUCUUUAAAAAUAUAUAUAUAUAUAUAUAUUCUGGCCCAGGAGGCCCUGGGGGAUCUGACCCUUGCCCAUCCCUCCCCUUGUUUUCUGUACCCCACCCUCACUGGCUUGCUUUCUUCUCAUUAAAUACAUGAUCUUCUCUCCCAUUUUAGGUCCUUUUGCCAGAUCCUUUUCUCUGAAGGUAUAGGGAAACCUUUAUUUCCAUGAGCUUAUUUUUCUAUAUAGGUGGUAAAUUUUACAUCAGAUGAGGCUCUGAGAGUUUAUAUAGACCAUGUACCUUAUCAUAUUAUUGUUCGUAACUUUAGUCCUUACUUUGUAAGGGCUUAACUCAUGUGAGAACUACCCUUCGAAAAACAUUUCUAAGGUAUUAGUGUUGCUAAACUAUAAACUUUGUGCUGGAAGUCCCCCAAGCACAUCAACGUUUAAAGUACAGUCUGUCAUAUAUAACAA